This is a messenger RNA of Miscanthus lutarioriparius, 3933 nucleotides long. The record is from the annotation of a GenBank genome assembly. NCBI's taxonomy places the organism in Eukaryota, Viridiplantae, Streptophyta, Magnoliopsida, Poales, Poaceae.
AUGCCCACACGAGGAGUGAGUGUUGCGUACAGUACUUGCGUGGAAAAAAAAGACAAGCCAUCAGGGGACCAAAGGUUGGCGCUUGCCCCCAUACAAUCAACAAGACAACACAAAAGAGCGGAGGUGCCUCAUGAGGUAGUGGGCGGCCAAGGAAGCAAAGUUUCUUGCUCUCCACCUGUUGAACUUACCCAACUUGGUAUGCUGGAGUGCAAGGAUAAGAGCAGGCCCAAUUGCUUCACAGCUCUUGGGUUCUUGGUGCCGACUGUAGCAGCAGCAGAUCUGGGGGGAGCAGCGAAGGCGUUCAUCAGAUGUUAUCCAGUGAGCACCCUUCAGGCCCCUCAUGUUCCUCCAAGUCAGCUGGCCCAGGUAGAUUAUGUUUUUGCUUCAAGGAGCAAAGGCAUCAAGAGAAGCUGGCCUUUCCAUCCACACUCACUGGGGCUUUGCCUGAACCACGGUGUGAAGGAUCCAUUGCCUCCAUUUGAGCCUCCUGAUUUGAUCCGGUCACGGCCAUUAAAUACUUCCACAGACGUUGAGCAAUCUGCUGCGUGCUCAGAAGCCAUCAUUAGUGUUGGUCUGGUGAAGAAUAGAGAUGCUGGUUCGUCAAACGAGUAUACAGGCGAUAUCAACUUCCAGUCAUGCCAACCAGUAGAUGAGUCACUUGCACCUACGCCAUACACAUCACCAGAGGAUGGGAAAUCUGGUAUCGACCAAGUGGGAAGUACAAAUGAAUCAGAUCAUACUGAUGACGCUGUACCUAUAGAUCUGCAAGAUAAUAGCUGUACAAAAGCAAGUAGGCGAACUGAGGUUGCUGUGCCCUUGCGGCGAUUGAGAAAUAUUGACUCAUCGUGCGAGCCAUCUGAAAAGAAGUGCAAAUUUGUAGUCAAGUUAGGUGCCUCGACAGAUAUUCGGCGGGCAGAGGAUAUAGCAUCUAACUCUAGCUCAGUUUCAGAUCCAAUGGCUUCAAAGACUUGUCCCGUUUGCAAAGUAUUUGCUUCCACUUCGAACACCACAUUGAAUGCUCACAUAGAUCAGUGCCUUUCUGUUGAGUCUAAUACUGAGCAUGUUGAAACAGUCCUUGUGAAACCUAAAGUGAAGCCAAGAAAGAAGCGAUUGAUGGUGGAUAUAUACAAGACUGCUCUUCCUUACACCCUUGAGGAUCUUGAUCGGAGGAAUGGUACUAAUUGGGCAGUUGAGUUGGCUAUGUCUCCAGUGAGCAAAGAGGUUUGCACUGAGAACCGAAGCCCAGAAGUGGUAUCAUUUGACAGAAGAGAUGAUGAAAGAGAAGGAGAUGUCUAUGUUGAUUCUAACGGCAUAAAAAUUAGAAUUUUGUCCAAGUGUAAUGAUGUACCUUUGGUGAGGGAUGACCUUGGUUCAAGGAAAGUUGUGAAGCAUGGAACUGGAAAAGGUAUACUGAUGAGCAAAAAGAUGCUGAAGUCAAAAGUUUUGAUGAAUAAGAAGCUCAAGAUGCAUGGAAAGAAGUACAACAAAACAAGCCAUUUGAACUCCCAGGUUCAAGCAUACCCACAUGACGAUAUUCAUGAGGAAACCUCCGAGGAGGAGCAGCAUGCAUGGAAUCCUUCUGAAAGCACCAGCAAUUGUGGUUCCAGGACUAUGCAGCAGUGGGUGUGCUCCAAACGCUCAGAUAUCAACAAGAGUUUAAGCAGAAAACAUAGUGGUAAAACAUUUGAUAAAGUGACACCUGGAGCACAGAAAUCGGAUAGGAGCAGCAUGCUUGGCUUUAAUGAUUCUCAAGUUCCAGGAAGUCCUGCUGGGGUGUUUUCUUCUGGGUCACCAGAAUACAUGGCCACAACUUCAGAAGCCAUUGGUGUUGAGCAGAGUAAUGGUCCUUCAAAAGUGCUUAGAUUGAUUCCUACAUGGUCUUCAAAAACUCAUCUGCAGAGCACUGUCAUGCCAAAAGUACCUAGAUCAGCUGCUGCUCUUGCAAAGAGAAAAAUUAAGGAGAUUGGGAGGAGAGAAGCUACCAAAUUAGAUAAUUAUGAUAUAGUGAGGAAUCCCACUUCAGUGAAAAGAUCUGAAGCUAGGAGUCUUUCCAUCUCCACAGCAGGGCCAAGCAAUGGACCAAACAGGUUAGCAUCUACAUCAAAGAAGAUCCGGAAGCACCGAUCUCCGUUGAGGACUGGCAAGCGUGCAUUUUCACCUUCUAGUACUAGAUUAGUACAUGGUUUUGGGGAAGAGCAUGAUCCUGAUACCAGACAUGUAAAUAAGAAAUUCAGGGUUACUAGUAAUGAGGGCCCCAAGAAGUUUUUGAAACAUACUGAAGAGGAUACUGCAGAUAAUGAAUUCUCUUUUGCAAGUGACAUGCCAGUAUCAGGACAACAGAAUGAUCAAUAUGAUGUUGCACAGGAAACAGAGGGUACACAAAUGGAUUGUGAUGGUGAAGAUGCUGAAACUGACGUGCCAUAUGAUUCAGUAUCCAGAAGUGAUCCUGCUGACUGUUGCAACCAAAGAAGUGAUGUUUCUCUGAGUCCUGAAAAUAACAGAACAGCAGAUGAUGAUGUUUUGGUUGAAGGCUACAGUGUAGCUGUGGAGGAUCCAAACUCCAGUGAGCAAUUAACACAUGGCCAUGAAUCCAACAGUGCUGCCAAUACUGAAAUGGAUGAAUGGCAGAUGGAUCCGACUUCAACAAAGGAAUCUAGUCCCUGCUUAACUAGUAACAGGGACAUGGGCCCUGGAGGUCCUCAGGAUAACUCAUCAAUAACAUCAAAUGGAGAAAACUCUAAUCAAGAGCAUGGUCUGCCACUCAGACGGGACUCACUAGAUUCUCCUAUUUCGACUGCCUCAACUAUGUCCCCUCCAGCUGCUUUGAAGGAUUCAAGGACUAACGAGGAAGAACCUGGCCCAUCUACUGGUAGAACUGUUGAAGAGCAAAUCACUGGGUGCUUGAAUCAAGAAACCAAGUCAAUACCUGUGGCCAGAGAAGGUGAACGACUGCCCAAUGAGAAGCCUUUUCGUUGUUCUUGCCAGGAGAACAUUUCCAGAGAGUCUCAUCAAAGUGCUAUUGCCAGACCAAUGCUGAAUUUUACUGGAAAGCAGGUUCCACAAUUGCACAUUGGUUCGAGGGCAUCAUCAUCUUUCAGCACAUACCAAAGAACCAGCACAAAGCCCAACCCUUGCUUAGAUUCACAUGAUCAUCUUUUAGCAGCUAAGGUUUCAGCGGAAUCUGCUAUCAGCCUCCCUUCUUAUGCAGCAGAUUGUGUAAGCCCCUCAUUACAAACUCAGCUUCCUUCACCAUCAAAUCCUAUCUUGAGGCUGAUGGGUAAGAAUUUGAUGGUGAUGAACAACGAAGAGAGUCUGCAUCCUCAAGCACCAAGUUCAGACUACAUCUUGAGAGGGAAUUACGCGGCACCUGUUGGUUUUAUGCCUCCAAACUACCAACAUCUCAGUAAUUCUGCAUUUAUCAACAUGCCACCAACCACAGCCAGUCACCAAAUUCCUCUGCCAAGUGUUCAAGCUAGCAGCUUUGUUGCUCCUCCAUUGCAUGGUGGUUCUGUGAUGCAAUCUGACCAUCAUUCCCACCAGAAGUCCUACAGAAACACUAUGCCUGUCAUGCAUCAUCCAACCUACAUGAUGAAAGAAGUGAUUGUGAUCAAUGAUUCUCCUGAACGCAGAAGUGAGCCACAAGCUAGCAGCAUGCUUUUCCCCCCUGCUCCACCUCCAACACUCUCGGUACCAAACAAUAUGCCACCCCGUCCAUUUUACUGCCUUCCACCGCAAAGCCCAGUUUUGCCAAGGGAGAGGGCUGUUGGAUCCAUGCCUGUAUAUGCAAAUGUUGGCUCAAUGGUUGGUGUCAAUUCAUCAAGUCAAGGAAGCCAAACAGAAGUCGCCAAUCCUUACAUGCCAAAUCCGUUCUUCGUCCAGUCUCGAAGUGGUUACAUAAACCCGCCAGUGUACUAUUCACAGAAUUUGCAGUGA